GCCAUGUUAGGGGUUCUAGACGAAUCCCCACACUCCCACACGGUUAAAACGGACAACGGUCAUGUCCUUGGCGAGCGCCGGCCACGUGCAUACAACUCCCAGAGGUGAAUCCUACGAGCAUAUAAGUAAUAAUUCUGGCCAUCCUACAACGUCAUAUUUUAGCGUCUAGGUCCCUAGUUGUCAUCCUUCAUCCCAAUGCCUUGUAAUUUUCGGCCGAACAGUUCGGUCCGUUGAGUCUCUGAAUCUAGAAUCGUAUCACUAGGAUCUUACGAUCAGGCCUUUGUUAGAAGAGAUUCCAGGAAAACUUGGAUAUCAAAGUACUUGAAAUGAUAGCUUGUAGCUCCCUGUCGCAUCUUGUUCAUAUGCUUGCCUAGUAUUCUAUAUUCUUGCAAUUCUGAAGAAUUGGGCUCGUGCGAAGUUGUUUCUAUUUCGCCUCACGAUUCACCUUUCUUUUCUUCUCAUACUGAUUAUUUCUCUCUUUGGCGUUAAUCCACCAUGUUGUCUCAGGCCCGUGGUGUGUUAGAGAUUUUCUCUAACGUUCACCUUUCACCAGCUAUCGGGUUUCUUCUCGCUGGUGCUGCUGUGCUCCUAUAUGGAUUCUACCGUAGGCUUCUUCCCAAGCCUAUUCCCGGGAUUCCGUAUAAUCCCGAGGCUACACGGUCCAUUUUUGGUGACGCACCCAGUAUGUUACGAGAGACAGUAAAGACUGGCGAGUUUAUGGCGUGGAUGCGAAAGCAGUCGGAAAAUUUGAACGCGCCGCUUUGCCAGGUAUUUUUACGCCCGUUGUCGAACCCCACCCUCGUUCUAGCAGACUGGAGGGAAGCGCAGGAUGUCCUGAUGAAACGGAAGGACUUUGAUCGGUCGAGCUUCACAAGAGACCUGAUGGCCCCGAUCGCUCAUCAUCAUAUCCGUAUGAGUACUGGCAGCGAGUGGAAAGACGCUCGCAAGCUUACCCAAGAUUUGAUGAUUCCGGCAUUUCUGCACAAAGUCGCCGCCCCUGCCAUAUACUCCAAGGUUCUAGACUUCCUGCAUCUUUGGGAAGUUAAGGAAAGCUUGUCGGAGGGUCGGCCAUUCCAUGCACAGACGGAUAUCUACCAUACCAUCCUAGACUCCGUUUGUGCUUUCUCGUUUGGGGCCAGCUUCGAAUACUCAGCUGUGCGUCCGCAGUCAGAUCUUCUCGAGAGUCUAACGCCGGAGCAGAUUUCGGCUCUGAAGGGUGGCAUUGAUGAUCCCGUUCGUUUUCCCGAAGCUGCCCUCCACGAAAACCUUGAGGUCAGCUUAACUGCCGGACAUGUCCUUGAAAAGCUCAUGAACUCUGCUGUUCCCAAACUUACCUUGUGGUGGGAGAAUAUGCGGCCUUCGUUCAGGAAGACUCUCGCUGCUAAGGAUCGAUUUGUUAUGGGUCAAAUCCAGAAAUCCGUGGAAAAGAUGAAUACUCACGGCACCGCUGACGACUCCUGGGUACGUUCGGCUGUUGACCACAUGAUUCUGCGCGAGACAGUUCUGGCCGAAAAGAGCGGCCGAGAGCCUCAAUUUUUCAGUCCUGGCAUGAGCGACGAGGUCAUCUUUAACGUAGUCGGAGGCCACGAGACCACCGCUAACACUUUGGUAUGGGGCUUAAAAUUCCUAACAGACAAUCCUACGGCGCAGUCGACUCUCCGCGCCGCACUUCAUGCUGCUCACCCUGUGGCUCUGGCGGAGAAGCGUUUACCCACCUUAGAUGAGAUUACUCACACUACCAUACCAUAUCUGGAUGCCACUAUGGAUGAGAUGUUACGUCUUAGUGCCAUGCCCAUAACCAGAGAAGCAACUUGCGACACAGAACUACUCGGACACCAUAUACCUAAAGGAACCGUUGUUCUUCUAUUGUCCAACGGGCCGAGCUUCCUCUCGCCGUCGUUCGACAUACCUGAAAGCAAACGGAGCAAGACCUCACAAGCAACAAGAGUAAGGCAGUGGAACGAAGCUGAAGAUAUGCGCGCGUAUCAUCCUGAGCGCUGGUUAGUAAAAGGCGAAGACGGCGAGGUCAGGUUUGACGCCACCGCCGGGCCGCAGCUAGCUUUUGGUCUCGGCCAGCGAGGAUGCUCGGGUCGCCGGCUUGCAUACACAAAGAUGAGGAUCGUCCUUACUCUGAUGCUUUGGGAGUUCGAGCUGCUUCCGGUACCACCUUCAUUAUCAAGCUAUGCUGCUAAGGAUGGGCUUGCGCAUACACCUCGGCAGUGCUUCAUUCGUCUAGGAAGGGUUAAGUAUUGAACCCUUCUAUCUAACUCUACAGGAAAGGAUAGAAUCUGAUGUUCGUUCUUGGCGUAAGGUGGGGAGGGGGUUAGACCGCGUUGAUGUGUCGUAACAAAUAUAUUUUAUAUUCUCGCAUUACCUUUAGUAAUAUUGAACACGUCCCUUUGAAUAUGCCA
Molecule: messenger RNA, 2411 nt
Organism: Daldinia caldariorum
Lineage: Eukaryota; Fungi; Ascomycota; Sordariomycetes; Xylariales; Hypoxylaceae
Product: cytochrome P450
Exons: 2
Coding region: 496-2253 (585 amino acids)
Molecular function (GO): iron ion binding; heme binding; oxidoreductase activity, acting on paired donors, with incorporation or reduction of molecular oxygen
Source: RefSeq, a predicted model, not a curated record